Dermacentor andersoni is the source of this 2103-nucleotide messenger RNA. RefSeq names its product semaphorin-2A-like. Gene Ontology annotation, cellular component: plasma membrane. NCBI's taxonomy places the organism in Eukaryota, Metazoa, Arthropoda, Arachnida, Ixodida, Ixodidae. The record is from RefSeq and is a predicted model, not a curated record. Gene Ontology annotation, biological process: semaphorin-plexin signaling pathway; neural crest cell migration; axon guidance. Gene Ontology annotation, molecular function: semaphorin receptor binding; chemorepellent activity.
CUGGCUCCGACCUCACGUAGACGAUCGAGGACACACCAUGUCCUCAAGUGCGUCAUCGGGUGUGCCAAGCUACGGGGAGCUGCCAAGCAGUGGGACCAAGUCGUCGGGGUCACGACAAGCGAGACCAGGGCAGCAGGACGAACAGGGAGCGCAUCAGCCGCUGACCACGGAAACGACUUCAUCCCAGGAAGAUGGGCACGAGUCACCUACUGUUGGAUCCCCCCGUGAAAGUGUUCACGCGUAGCAAACUCUUCUACCACUCGGCGCACGUGGACGACAGCCGCGGACACCUCUUCGUCGGAGCCAUGGAGAAGCUGUUCCAGCUACCGCUUGACGACAUAAGCAGCCCAAAUUCGAAGGAGCUUGAUUUGAUGGCUCCAAGCGACAACGUCAACAAGUGUGGCGUCUACAGGGGACAACAUCGGGCUGCAGACCUCACCCUGGUGCCGGCGGCCAGCCAGGUGCCCGUACUGGGAAUCAACACAUCGAAUGAGGCGCAGGGUCGCUGCCCCAACUACCUCCACCAGAGCUCUCGGACGUUGUGGCUGGACGACGCGCCCACGAGUGGCAGCUCGUGCGUGGUGGCCCUGACCGUGCUGCCGACAGACCAGUACGGCUUCUUCCGGCUAACCCCGAGCGGAUUUCUGCUGCGCUCCACGGACACGCGCGGCGUUCAAAAGCCCCACGUGGUAGACGCCUUCUCGACGGCCGAGCACGCCUACUUCGUGUUCCGCGAGGAAGGAAUCGAGCGCAAGGCGUGCGGAGCCAGAAACGUUUCGACGCUGGCACGCCUCUGCAAGAACGAGGUUGGCGUCAGCACACGGUCUGCUGACCCGUGGUCCACAUUGAUGAAGACCCGCCUUCAAUGCGACGACAUUACUGCAGCCAAUUUCAUCUUCAACGAAAUAUACGCUUCUCACUGGGUUCCCGAUUUGGAGAACGGCGUGCUCUUUGGAGCCUUCGUCACCGUCACAGAAGGGCGCCGUACUGAAGCUGGCGGAAGAAAGCACCUCCGCGGGCGCAGUCCCUCCUCCUGCGCGUUUGGUGGACACGUUCAAGGUCACUGCGGAGCCCAUGCGGAAGCUGCUGGUCUCCGUGCAGCGCCGGAGCCUGUACGUGUUCUCGGACGAGGACGUCCGGCAGUACCGCCUGGACGCCUGCGAAGGGCGGCACGCGGACUGUCCGUCGUGCCUCCUGGACCCCUUUUGCGGAUGGGACGGCAGCAAGUGCCUCCCUCACGUGGUCCGGUCGACAGCCACAACGAGGCGAAAUUGCUGAAGGCGGAUGCGUGUGCCCAAUAAGGACUUAUUUUUGUUAAUAUGUGCGGUAAUAUUAGUCUUCUAGCGUAACCGGGACGCCUUCAGGCGCAUUUCGUUUGUGUGACCAGCCUUCGUCAAUGUCCACCGACGAAGUAUCGUCUAAAAAUGGAGUGCCACUGCUCCACUAAUGACACGGCUACGAACUGCUUUUCUUCGACAUACGUGAUCGCUUCGAUGAUGGCUAUACGAAUCAACUAUUGUUCGACGUGGAAUUACAAAGCCGUGGAUGUUGAAUGAAGUCGGUGCCACUCAAUUUUGCUCGCCUGCGUACUGGUGAAAUGACGGGCACAUUUAACUUUCAGAAUGCGUGUCCACUGCGAUGGUGAAGUUGUUGCAUGCGUUCGACAAAUAAAGUUGUGCUGUACGCCGUGGUUGCUUAGUGGCUUCGGCGUUGCGCUGUUAUAAGCACGAGGUUUCGGGAUCAAAUCUCGGUCGCGGCGACUGCAUUUUCAUGGGGCUGGAACGUAAAAGCGCUCGUGCAUUGGAUGCACGUGAAACGGGUUCUGGACCACCCCUCUGGCGUGAUGAAAAUACAUUCUCCGGGGAUAGCAUACGCAGCUGUGAACAUCUGAGCCACGUUUUGCAGUUGUGCGCGGCGUGUAGAACUCACAAGCUGAUCACGAAGUCACUUUUCUCUGAAACGCUCUCUUUUAUACGGAAGCCUGCUCCUCACUCUUUUUUGGACGCUUUAUUUCGUAAUAUAGCAGAUUCUCAUACGUGGCUGCUAUUGACCAAUAGCUGAUAUCUAUCAAGAAUGACGCUUAGAUCACUGCGCUCGUUCCUA